CGUCCGAGAGAGACGCACGCUUCGUGCGCGCGUCCCGUCAGUCCCUUCGUUCAGUGCGCGCGCGCGCGCGCGCGCGAGAGACCACGCGAAAACAGGUGGUCGCGUUCAGUCGACGAUCAUAAGUGCGAGAGAGCCGGUGGACGGUCGCUGAGAUCGACCUGGAUCUCUUACCGCGUCGUGUUUCGCGUUCUGCUCGCCUACGAGGCGUCGUUGCCGCAGCUUCGUGCGCUUCGCCGAGGCAUUCGAGAGGUGACCCCGCGGGGAACUUUGACCGAGGAUAUUUAACUGCCAGCGCGGAGGAAGCAGACGGUUCUGCUGGGGUUUUCAGUGUGACUGUACAGAGAGUAAUAAAGAGCGCGCAGCGGCUUAAAGUGAGAGCUCACAUUCCCGAGCGCGACGCGACGAGUUCGAGUUCGAGUUCGGAUACGCGCCAGUUUCAGGCCGCUCUCCGGCAAAAGUGCUCUCCGCACAGACGCGCGUGAAUCCGCGCGAUUAUCGUCUUCCUGGACACGUACACAGCGUCUCGUGAGAAGACGUCGUCGUCGCGUACGCUCGCGUACGACGGGAUACACGCUGCGAGAAGUUAAAGAGGCGUCGUGUUUUGCGACGAAUACAACGCAGCCGAGCCGGAAAAGCAUCGCUCGCCUGCCGGACACGCCGCCGCCGCGACGCCAUAUUGGGAAGCGGUCGCUCCGAAAUCGCGGGGAGUCUCCGGCCUUUCGGCAUCUCCGGCUUCGGAAGAAGAGAGAGAGAGAGAGAGAGAGAGAGGGACAGCAAGCGGUCCUUUCGGAGACAAGCUCUGCGCCGCCGGCAGAUUUGGACACACCGGAUGUAAGAACGAGAUGAGAUAGCAGGAACGAUGAGAAGGAGAACGCUCGACGACCUGCUCGCGUCUUGCCGCGAACGAAGGGAAAGCCGCCGCGCCCCGGCAUCGCCGCGGUGAUAUCGCCGGUGAUAUCGCGACGUCAGGACGACGUGUGUACGUCGCAGGACAGAGCGUACAGAUUGCGAGGACGCAGCAGGACGUCGCGUGAGUGCCGAGUCGAGUUGUUUAUCUUUUCUUCGCCUCUUUCGUGUUUUGACGCCCGAGCGGUCGCGCGACGCGCGACCGAUUCGUCCGGACAAACACGACUUGCAGUGAAUAUUACAGUGAGAGAGAGAGAGAGAGAGAGAGAGAGAGAGAGAGAGAGAGAGAGAGAGAGAGAGAGAGAAAGAGAGAGAGUUUGUGACUGUUGCUGCGACCACGAUUUCGUGAUUCUGCGUCGUCGCGAUCGUUCGCUGUGGUGGUUCGCUCAUUUUUGACCGUUUGUCGCUGUCUCUGUCGUUGGAUUUGCGACGUGAGUGACGUAAGGCGACGUGCGACCUGAAGACAGUGUUGGUUGGCUCUCAGUGAACUGUGUGAACGCUUUGAUCGCGCGCGAGUUUGCUCGUCCGAGUCGUCUUGUGAGGAUAUAUCAGUGUGCAAGGUGCUUUACCGUGGAUGUGUUCGAUCUGUUGGCCGCGCGGCACGAGGUAGCGUCGGGUGGGUUUGGUUCGCUCGCGUUUUCUCGGGGGAUGGAGUGAGCAUUCGCGAAAUAGGCUCCUCGUCGAAAUAUGAGGAUUACGUUCCACCGUUGCUGCGACCGUCCACCGAUCACCAGUGAAAAUGAAUCUCACGCGUGUGUUUCUGCUGCUGCUGCUGCUCGCCGUGGGCUCAAGAUGCAUGUGCUCGAGCGGAUACACCGGACAAAAUUGCGAGAACGAGUACUUCCCCUGCGACCCGUCGCCAUGUGAGAACGGAGGCUCGUGUCAUCAGCUCAGCGAACACAACUACGAGUGCAUCUGUCCUGAGGGAUUCCGAGGGGACCAAUGCCAGGAGAACAUCGACGACUGCCCGGGCAACCUCUGCCAGAAUGGUGCCACUUGCAUGGACCGGGUGAACGAGUACUCCUGCCUGUGUCCGCCGGCCUUCACGGGCACGCAAUGCGAGCUCGACGUGGACGAGUGCUCCGUGCGGCCGUCCUUGUGCCACAACGGCGCUACGUGCACGAAUUCACACGGCAGCUAUUCGUGCAUCUGCGUCAACGGCUGGACCGGGCCCGACUGCAGCGUCAACAUCGAUGACUGUGCAGGUGCCGCCUGCUUCAACGGCGCUACCUGCAUCGACCGCGUCGGCAGCUUCUACUGCCAGUGCACAUACGGCAAGACCGGACUCCUUUGCCAUCUCGACGACGCUUGCACGUCGAAUCCAUGUCAUGAGGGCGCGAUCUGCGACACCAGCCCUAUCAACGGCUCCUUCACCUGCUCCUGCGCCACCGGAUACAAAGGACUGGACUGCUCCGAGGACAUUGACGAGUGCGAGCAAGGCUCUCCUUGCGAGCACGACGGUAUCUGCGUGAACACGCCCGGUUCCUUCGCCUGCAACUGCACGCAAGGAUUCACGGGGCCGCGAUGCGAGACGAACGUGAACGAGUGCGAGUCGCAUCCGUGCCAGAACGACGGCUCCUGCUUGGACGAUCCUGGGACGUUUCGCUGCGUCUGCAUGCCAGGCUUCACCGGCACGCAAUGCGAGAUCGACAUAGACGAAUGCGCGGCGAAGCCGUGCCUGAACGGCGGCGGCUGCACCGAUCUCAUCAACUCUUUCAAGUGUACCUGCGCGGACGGCUUCGCCGGCAUCCACUGCCAGAUCAACAUCGACGACUGCGCCUCGUCGCCGUGCAAGAACGGCGGCGUCUGCCAAGACGGCAUCGCCAAGUACACGUGCGAGUGCCCGCCCGGCUUCACCGGCGCCUCCUGCGAGACCAACAUCAACGACUGCCAGUCGAACCCCUGUCACAGCGGCAUCUGCAUCGACGGUGAGAACAGCUUCAGCUGCAACUGCUACGCCGGCUACACCGGGCCGCUCUGCCAGACGCAGAUCGACGAGUGCACGAGCAACCCUUGCCAGUUCGGCGGCUUGUGCGAGGACCGCAUCAACGGCUACCAAUGCAUCUGCCGGCCCGGCACGUCCGGCAUCAACUGCGAGGUGAACGUCAACGAGUGCUACAGCAACCCCUGCCGAAACGGCGCCAUGUGCAUCGACGGUAUCAACAGUGGAUACGAUGUCUCGUCUUCCAGGUACUCCUGCGAGUGCAAGCCCGGCUUCACCGGCCAGCACUGCGAGACCGACAUUAACGAGUGCGCCAGCAAUCCGUGCGCGAACGGCGGCCGUUGCAUCGACGUGAUAAACGGCUUUAGGUGCGAAUGCCCGCGCGGCUACUACGACGCCAGGUGCCUGAGCGACGUGGACGAGUGCGCGAGCAAUCCCUGUAUGCACGGCGGCACCUGCGAGGACGGCGUGAACCAGUUCAUCUGCCACUGCCUGCCGGGAUACGGCGGCAAGCGAUGCGAGGCCGACAUCGACGAGUGCGGCUCGAAUCCUUGCCAACACGGCGGCACGUGCAACGACCACCUCAACGGCUACAGCUGCAAGUGCCUGGCCGGCUACAGCGGUACCAAUUGCGAGACCAACAUCGACGACUGCGCCAACAACCCCUGCCAGAACGGCGGCUCCUGCAUCGACCUCGUCAACGACUUCAAGUGUGUCUGCGAACUGCCGCACACCGGCAGGAACUGCGAGGAGAAGCUGGACCCCUGCUCGCCGAACAAAUGCCUCCACGGAGCCAAGUGCUCGCCGUCGUCGAACUUCCUCGACUUCGCGUGCACGUGCACGGUCGGUUACACGGGGAGGCUCUGCGACGAGGACGUGGACGAGUGCGUGAUGACGUCGCCGUGCAGAAACGGUGCCACUUGCCGGAACACCAACGGCUCUUACCACUGUGUGUGCGCCAAGGGCUACGAGGGCCGUGAUUGCAUCAUCAAUACCGAUGACUGUGCAUCAUUUCCCUGUCAGAACGGCGGUACCUGCCUGGACGGCAUCGGCGACUACACCUGUCUGUGCGUGGACGGCUUCAACGGCAAGCACUGCGAGAUCGACGUCGACGAGUGCCUGUCGCAACCCUGUCAAAACGGAGCGAUCUGCAAGGAAUACGUCAACUCCUACACCUGCCAAUGCGGUCUCGGCUUCUCCGGCAUCAACUGCCAGACCAACGACGAAGACUGCACCGACAGUAGCUGCAUGAACGGCGGCAAGUGCAUCGACGGUAUCAACAACUACACGUGCGUCUGCAAGCCCGGCUACACCGGCUCCAACUGUCAAUACCGCAUCAACGAGUGCGACAGCUCGCCCUGCCUGAACGGUGCCACCUGCCAUGAUCACGUGCAAUACUACACGUGUCACUGCCCGUAUGGCUACACCGGCACACGGUGCGACAAGUAUGUGGACUGGUGCGCUGACAACCCCUGCGAGAACCAGGCUACGUGCGUCCAGCACAAGAACAAGUACCACUGCAACUGCUCGCCCGGCUGGACUGGCAAGGUGUGCGACGUGGAGAUGGUCUCGUGCAAAGACGCGGCCAUACGGAAGGGCGUGCCGGAGAAGAACCUCUGCAACAACGGCACCUGCGAGGACAUUGGCAACAGUCACCGUUGCCACUGCAUCGAGGGCUACACCGGCUCGUACUGCCAGGAGGAGAUCGACGAGUGCGACUCGGCGCCGUGUCAGAACGGCGCGACCUGCCGGGACCUCGUCGGCUCGUACCAAUGCCAGUGCACCAAGGGCUUCCAAGGGCAAAACUGCGAGCUCAACGUCGACGACUGCACGCCCAAUCCGUGCCAAAACGGCGGCACCUGCCAUGACCUGGUCAACAACUUUAGCUGCUCCUGCCCGCCGGGCACCCUCGGCUUCAUAUGCGAGGUCAACGUGGACGACUGCGUGAUCGGAGCGUGCCACAACAACGGCACCUGCACCGACAAGGUCGGGGGCUUCGAGUGCAACUGUCCGCCCGGCUUCGUCGGACCAAGAUGCGAGGGCGACAUCAACGAGUGCCUGUCGAAUCCAUGCUCGUUGACCGGUACCCAGGACUGCGUGCAGUUGGUCAACAACUAUCACUGCAACUGCAAGGCCGGCUACAUGGGUCGCCACUGCGAGGUGAAGGUAAACUUCUGCGACAGCUCGCCCUGCCAGAACGGCGGCAUAUGCACCGCCAAGCAGGCGGGUCACACGUGCGCGUGUCCGCCCGACUUCCACGGCAGCAACUGCGAAUUCGCCGGCUCAUACUGCGACUCCGAGCCGUGCUCGCAUGGCGGCACGUGCCGCGUCACCGACACCAGCAUGGGCUACAUGUGCUACUGCCCGCCUGGCACCACCGGUACUCAUUGCGAGAUGGACGCGCGGGACGAGUGCGCGAGCAACCCGUGCCAGCAACCCGAGGCCAUCUGCGAGAACCUGGUUGGCGACUACGCCUGCUACUGCCCGGCCAAAUGGACGGGCAAGAACUGCGAGAUAUACGACCCGAAUUACCGGGGUGGCGUAUUCGGCAGGCCGAACGCAAACGUGCCCAAGAUCGCCAACGCGUACGACCUCGACCUGGAGCACGAGCGUAAGAAAUGCAUCGAGAACCACUGCGAGGAGAAGUCCGGCAAUCAUCACUGCGACGAGGAGUGCAACAGGUAUGCCUGCAACUUUGACGGCAAUGACUGCUCGUUAGGCAUCAACCCCUGGCGUAACUGCACCGCACCCAUCAACUGUUGGGACGUGUUCAUGAACGACGUGUGCGACGAGGUCUGCAACAAUGCCCAGUGCCUCUUCGACGGCAGGGACUGCGAGAGGAAACUCGCCCCUUGCAACCCAAUCUACGACGCGUACUGUAGGAAGCACUACGCGAACGGUCACUGCGAUUACGGCUGCAACAACGAAGAGUGCAACUGGGACGGUUUGGAUUGCGACGGAGAGCCACCAUCCUUAGCGGAGGGCGUGAUAUCGGUAGUGGUGAGGAUGGACAUGCCCACCUUCCGCUCUAAUGUCGUGGCUUUCUUGAGGGAUAUCGGGCAUGAAUUACGGACGACAUUGCGCGUGAAGCAGGAUGAGCUCGGCAACGACAUGAUAUACCCGUGGAAACGGGAGAGGGAACCGAGCCAACACACCAACAUCUUCGGCCAACCCGCGACUAUCUACACCAGCCCGCAGAACGGCGUGAUUGCCUACCUGGAGAUCGACAACAGAAAGUGCACGAUGACGCAGGGUGCGGUGUGCUUCCCUUCAGCGAACGAAGCAGCCGAGUAUCUGGCCGCGACGGCGUCGAAGCACUCGCUGUCGCGGAACUUCCCAAUCGAGCAGGUGCGCGGCGUCGUCGGGCCGCAAGGCCCCGAGUACCCGGACAGCCCCACCAACUACAAGUUUGUCUUCAUCGGCGUGGUAAUCGUGCUCUUGAGUGGUCUGCUUGUGGGCGUACUCGUUACCGCUCAACGAAAACGCGCCGUAGGGGUCACAUGGUUCCCCGAAGGCUUCCUGAGGACCAACAGCGGCAGCGGCCAACGUCGCCGUUCACGUAGGCGGGGACCGGACGGCCAAGAGAUGCGGAACCUCAACAAGCAGCCGUCGAUCAACUGCAUGGACAUAGACGUGGGCAACGGCCGGGUGCAGCACUGGUCCGACGACGAGUCGGACCUGCCGGCCAAACGACCGCGCACCGCCAUCAGCGACCACACCGCCAUCACGGACUACGAGGAGACCGAGCCGCGCAGGUGGACGCAGCAACACCUGGACGCCGCUGAGAUACCACGGCCGGACGCCGGGGUGCUCACCCCGCCGGACCAAGACGUGGACGCGCGUGGUCCGUGCGGUAUGACGCCGCUUAUGGUAGCGGCGGUGCGCGGCGGCGGCCUCGACACCGGUGAAGAAGAGGACGAGAGCGACGGUACCGCAGCGAUGAUCGCCGACCUGGUGGCCCAAGGCGCCGAUCUUAACGCUACUACGGACAAGAGCGGCGAGACGUCGUUGCACUUGGCCGCUCGGUUCGCCAGAGCCGACGCUGCCAAGAGACUGUUGGACGCAGGAGCCGACGCCAACUCCCAGGACAACACCGGCAGGACUCCGCUGCACUCAGCCGUCGCAGCCGACGCCAUGGGAGUGUUCCAGAUCUUGCUGCGUAACCGGGCGACGAAUCUCAACGCGCGCAUGCACGACGGCACGACGCCGCUCAUACUGGCGGCGCGCCUGGCCACCGAAGGCAUGGUGGAGGAUCUCAUCAACGCCGACGCCGACAUCAACGCUGCCGACAACAGCGGCAAGACCGCGCUACACUGGGCCGCGGCGGUCAACAACGUCGACGCUGUCAACAUUCUGCUAGUGCACGGCGCCAACAGAGACGCUCAGGACGACAAAGACGAGACCCCGCUGUUCCUCGCGGCGCGGGAGGGCAGUUUCGAAGCGUGCAAAGCGCUCCUCGACACAUUCGCCAACCGGGAGAUCACCGAUCACAUGGACCGGUUACCGCGCGACGUCGCCAGCGAGAGACUGCAUCAUGACAUCGUUAGACUGCUCGACGAGCACGUGCCGAGGUCACCGCAGAUGGUCACCGUCAUUCCGAACGGUCCUCUCAUGGGAUCUCCGAACCAUCCGCAGCUGAUCACGCACCCGACGGUGAUCGGCUCGGCGCCGAAGCAAAGCAAGUCGAAGAAGCGGCCGAAAGCGGGCGGCACGGGAAACCCAAACAGCCCGGAGUCCGAGGCCGGCGCGGUGGUGAUGGUGAGGCGAAAGCCGUCGGUGAAGAAGCCCCCAGCGGCCAAGCGCGGCGGCGCCCAGCCCCCAAACCAAGAGAUCCCUCAUCAGGAGGCGGAGGGCGCCGAGGGUAACCUGCCGAGCCCAUACGACAGCGCGAGCCUGUACAGCAACGCGUUGCCCUUGGUGGCUCACACGGCGACGGCGAAGCAACCGCCCCCAUACGAGGACUGCAUAAAGGGCCAAUCGAUGCAGGGCCUGCAGCAACUCGGCCUGGACACCUUCGCGACCAACUACGGGCUGCCGUUUCACGACCAGCUCUUAGCGCCUCAUCAGCGGCAGACGCAGGGCAUGGUGAACACCCUGUCGCCGCCGUACAGCAACCAGUCGCCGCCGCACUCGGUGCAAUCGAACAUGACACUGUCGCCGCAAGCGAGCUACAUGGGCUCGCCGUCGCCGGCCAAGAGCCGGCCGUCGCUACCCACCUCGCCGACCCACAUCGCCGCGAUGCGGCAAGCGACGCAUCAGAAGCACGGCGGUAUGCCGCCUGUGGGCUUCGACUUUGACAAUCUGCCAUACUCGUCGAGUCAGCAGCAACAACAGCAGCAACAACAGCAGCAGCAGCAACAACAGCAGCAGAUGCAGCAGACGCAGCAGCAGAUCCAGCAGCAGCAGCAACAACAGCAGCAGCAGCAGCAACAGCAGCAGCAGCAGCAGCAACAACAGCAGCAGCAGCAGCAGCAGAGCACGCAGCAGCAACAGACGCAGCAAUACUAUCAGUACUUGACGCCGCCGUCCCAUCAUUCCGGGCCGGACGUGACGCCGCAACAUCUUAUGCAAGCACCCGAGAGCUUCCCGACGCCGUCGCCGGACAGCCCGGGUCACUGGUCCUCGAGCUCGCCGCACUCGAAUAGCGAUUGGUCCGAGUGCAUGGCCUCGCCGAACGCGUAUGGCGCCGGCGGCGGCGCUCACCAAAGCAACAAGGGCUCUGAAGCGAUCUACAUAUGAGCCCGGCGACGUUCCUCUUCUUCUCCUCCUUCUCCUCCUCCUCCUCCUCCUCCUCCUCCUCCUCCUCCUCCUCCUCUUCCUUUUCUUCCUCCUCCCCUUCGCGCGAGCCAGUGGUAGACCGAAGACGGCGAAGGAUGAGAGAGAGAGAAAGAGAGAGGGAGAGAGAGGCGAGCGAGAGAGAAUGAGUAAAAGAGAAAGAGAGCGAGUGAAGGGUAACGAUAGGGCGAGAAAGAAAGCGUAACGCGAACACUGUGAUCACCUCGUCUCGAGGGUUCGAGGGCGGCGAUUUCCCGCGACCGGCAACGGAGAGACGUCGUGGAAAUGAACGAAAAGACCCAGGGCCUCUUCCUUGGAAAAUCGGACUGGCGCCGAGAAGGCGCCCUGCCUUGUUUUGUUAGCACGGAAUUAACACGCCACGGCGGGGCGGCGACGCACGCGUCGCGGUUAUUAUACAUAUUUAUACGCGUUAUAAGUGUAGAUGAACGAAUCAUGUAUACGCACACUCGUGUGCGUAAAAGGGGAAGCAUUCCUCGGGACCAGGAACGGGGACGGACGGAGACCGUGCUGUGUGUGUGUGAGGAGCCACGCGCUCAGGACUGUGUGCGAGACCGAUUGUGCCUCUCCGGCGAACGCGCACGCGAUCGGCCCGGAGGAAGAGACGAAGGAAGAAGAAAGAUAGCCGAUAUAUUUUUGAUAUCGAUCAACUUUUACUCUUUUUACCGUUGUCGCUAUGUACAUCACUAUAUAUGUCACGCAGCUCAAUAAAUAAAAACGGUGCCUUCGACUUGCCAGUGUGAAGAUUCCCCGGUGGACAAUAAUUAAUUAAGGAACGAGACCUUGCUACUCUAAUAAUAAUUGUACAUAUCGCAUAUAGAUUUACGGGACGAGAGAGAAGGAGGGAAAGGAAGAGAGGGGGAAGAACCUUCAUCGCUGUGCUCAUGUCCUCGUUCCGCGGAGAACUUGUAAUUGCGAAACGGGAAGUUUAAUGGCUGUCCAACGCAGAAAGAAACUCCUCCCGUUGCACCGAUCGUAUCCUUCGGCCGAUCUUGGUACUCUCGCCGAAGGGUCAAGACGCUGGAAGGUACGACGAUGCAACUGCCAACCGCGGUUUCCACACUAAUUGCGCAGUCUUGCCCAGAAUGUGCGCAAACAGUGAAUAAAUCGCGCGCUUGGAAGAGACGUCACGAGGAUAACGUUAAAGAAGGACAGAAGUAUACGUAAGAAAGAUGAGAUGUUCGUUUUUUCUUCCUCUUUCUCUCUGUCUGUCUCUCUCCCUAUCUAUCUCUGCCAGACGAUAUUCGCAAACGGAGGAAUGUGGAGGAAGCAGAAGAAAGGAAGAAACAUGGUUGUCUUUCUUUCUUCCCGCCAUCAUCGCGUAAGCCGACAUCGAGAGAGGACACCUGAGCCUCUGUCGUUUUUCCGGAAGACUUGUUAUAUAAACUUGCGCAAUCGCAUAACGCGUUCGAGAAGAGGAAAGGAUGUCUUUCGUGUCGGUCCAUUUCCUGGCUCGUGUCCACACUAUGCGAUUGGACAUGUUUAAAUUGGUCUUCAGCAAUGUCGACUUGGUCGGAGCGGGAGUGCUGGGUCCACCUUCACACGAGUUCGUGUUGCGUACAGUGUCGAUAUGCAGGGACGCGCAUACGCGAGAAACGAGAGUAAUCGUGCCUUUUCGAAUUCCGUAGAGCGUACGAAAGAGACACGCGCUACUGCCGCGGCCGCGAAAUUCCACGAUUAUGAAAUCGCACGCCGACGGGAGCACGGCGUUUCUUCUUCUCCGAGCCGGACGGGACGACCAAUUGUGUGCUGGGUUUAGCGCAACGUGUAAUUUAAUGUAAUAUGUAACACACAUACACGACACACACACACACAUACACAGACAUGUAAUAUGUAAACGUGUAAUGUAAUAAUAAAACGCGGAUGUAAGGCGGAUGAGACGACGAGAGUGUGGGCGAGAUAUGUAAUCUUGUACGGUCGACGGGAGCAUCAGAGAACUCGUCCUCGCAGCCCACGAAGCAUCGUUCCAUACAUAGACAUUCCAUUUCGCGUAUGGCGCCAACUCUCUGCACCUCACCUCACCUCACCUCACCUCACCUCACCUUCCCUGCUCCUCCGCCUCAGUCUCUCCAAAAACCAUCGAGCCGCGAUUCGUGGCUUUUUAAUUCCAGCCUUCUCCCUCUCCCUCAUCGACAAGUCAGCCGCUCAUCGCCACAAGCUAGCGUGUAAUCGUUUACGUUGUUAACGUUAAUUUUGUAGGCGUGCACCGAACGCCUUUAAUUAAAUUUAAUUAAGUACUCGGCACGAGGCGGUAGGACGGUUCUCUGGCUUCUUCUCUACCAAAGCCAAAACAGCGUUUUAGAUAAUCGCGUGAUACGUGCGCGCGCGGAACACGUAAUAACGGCGUAUUAUCAUAGGAAUCAUUGUGAGAGAGAGAGGGAGAGAAAGGAAGAGAGAGAGAGAGAGAGAGAGAGAGAAAAGAGGAAUUAUCGUUGCGAGACUUGAGAAGUUCGUGCGCGCGUUUGCAAUAUUCGUCUUCGGUGAUACAUAUCUUUUUUUUUUUUU
This is a messenger RNA of Harpegnathos saltator (Jerdon's jumping ant), 11146 nucleotides long. It is a transcript of the gene N, whose product is annotated as neurogenic locus Notch protein. Gene Ontology annotation, cellular component: plasma membrane; signaling receptor complex; cell surface. NCBI's taxonomy places the organism in Eukaryota, Metazoa, Arthropoda, Insecta, Hymenoptera, Formicidae. The record is from RefSeq and is a predicted model, not a curated record. Gene Ontology annotation, molecular function: protein binding; calcium ion binding. Gene Ontology annotation, biological process: axon guidance; cell differentiation; multicellular organism development. The transcript is spliced from 11 exons. Bases 1646 to 8587 code for a protein of 2313 amino acids.